Molecule: messenger RNA, 1050 nt
Organism: Elephantulus edwardii (Cape elephant shrew)
Lineage: Eukaryota; Metazoa; Chordata; Mammalia; Macroscelidea; Macroscelididae
Gene: FKBPL
Product: FK506 binding protein like
Exons: 1
Coding region: 1-1050 (349 amino acids)
Molecular function (GO): protein binding
Source: RefSeq, a predicted model, not a curated record
AUGGAGAUGCCACCUGACAGUCCUACAGGAGAGAAGAACACCUCUCGACCGCAACAACAAUGGAAAACGAACUCCCAGGAGAAUAAUGAUUCAAGAACUCAGAUUAGGCAGGAGCUCAAAGACCCUCCUACUGAGAUUCUUGAACUGGACGGAAGCCUAGGUUCAGCCUGUCAAAUUCUAGAGAAUCCUCAGGAGAUUGAAAAACUGGCCGCUGGGCUGGAAAGAGACUCUGUUAAGUCUCAUGAAUCACCCAGUGAGCUGCCAGAGCCCCAUCAAGCCUCCGAUCUCUGGUAUUGUCCUGAUGGGAGCUUUAUCAAGAAGAUAGUAACUUGUGGCCAAGGCUUGGAUAAACCUAAACUGGGCUCCCGCUGCAGGGUACAGGUUUCAGGGUUUCCUUUUGGAUCAGGACUGCCAGAGGGCUGGACUGACCUAACUUUAGGGGUAGGUCCAUGGAGGGUGGGAACUUGGGGAGAGCUCUUAGAAAAAUGUUUGGAAUCGAUGUGUCAAGACGAGGAGGCAGAGCUUCAGCUCCCUGGGAACUCUGGACCUCCUAUCAGGCUCACACUGGCUUCCUUCACUCCUGGCCGGGACUCCUGGGAGCUGGAGGCCAGCGAGAAGGAGGCCUUGGCCAGGGAGGAACGUGCUAGGGGUACAGAAUUAUUUCAGGCUGGCAACCCUGAAGGGGCUGCCCGAUGCUAUGGGCAGGCCCUCCGACUGUUGCUGACCUUACCCCCACCUGGCCCUCCAGAACGAACUACUCUCCAUGCCAAUCUGGCUGCAUGUCAGCUGCUUCUAGGGCAACCCCAGUUGGCAGCCCAGAGCUGUGACAGGGUGCUGGAACGAGAGCCUUGCCAUUUGAAGGCCUUGUACCGAAGGGGAGUUGCCCAUGCUGCCCUUGGGAACCUGGAAAAAGCAACUGAUGACCUCAAGAAGGUGCUGGCCAUAGACCCAAAGAACCGGGCAGCUCAAGAGGAACUGCGGAAGGUGGUCAUUCAGGGGAAGAAACAGGAUGCUGGGCUGGCUCAGAGCUUACGAAAGAUGUUUGGCUGA